Molecule: messenger RNA, 1248 nt
Organism: Penicillium antarcticum
Lineage: Eukaryota; Fungi; Ascomycota; Eurotiomycetes; Eurotiales; Aspergillaceae
Product: fungal specific transcription factor domain-containing protein
Exons: 2
Coding region: 1-1248 (415 amino acids)
Biological process (GO): DNA-templated transcription; positive regulation of transcription by RNA polymerase II
Molecular function (GO): DNA-binding transcription factor activity, RNA polymerase II-specific; sequence-specific DNA binding; zinc ion binding
Source: RefSeq, a predicted model, not a curated record
AUGUGGCAUAUCGUUGGUAUUGCGUCAAGGAUGUGCUUGGAGCUCGGUCUACACCGCGAACAGGUCUAUAAAUUACCAAGAGGAACUGCUGGGAGCAUUUCUUCAAAGCAGAUGGUGGCACAUGAAGUACGCCGUCGUUGCUUUUGGUGUGUUGUUGCCAUGGAUAGAGUCGUGAGCAUCACACUAGGGAGAUCACUUGCAAUCAAUCUACAAGACGCAGACAUUUUACUUCCAGAUCCCAGCCUAGACACUACGGUGAACCACUGUGAGUCCGACACAGACCAUCUAGCACCGACAUUCUGCAGAACAGCUUUAUUCGUCCAUAUAGUACGAUAUCGCAUAAUCUGCGGCAAAAUAUUGUCGGCCCUUCACAACGGCUCCACUCGAACCCAGACAGACGAGGCACCAGCCCUCGCAGCACGGGAACGAUUAGCCCACGAAUUAGCAACCUGGCGUCGCAAUACAGCAGAUCUUUCUCUCUCAGACGUCGAAUUAUCGAGUACACUACCAGGUGACAGAUCCAGCUUUCGGACGCGGGAAUGGUACGAAAUGCUCUAUCAAAAUGCCCUCUUGAUGCUAUACAGGCCAUCACCAGGUCUCUCAUCAGCCUCAUCGCGAGAUGCAGUAGUGCUACAGACUAUAUUCAUCGCAGCAAAACAAGCAAUAACACUCUAUGCUCACCUUCACCGAUCUCGGCGAAUCAAUUAUACAUGGAUCACGCUGCAUUCAGUCUUCAUGGCGGGUCUUUCAUAUGUAUACGCAGUUGGUCGACAUUUUCGCUCUCAUAAAUGGAACUUGUCCACAUCCACACCAACAGCCCUACUGGAUAAUGAUCCAACCAUUAUCGAAAUUGUGAAUGAUUCACGAGCAUGCUCGAGCAUUCUAGUCGCUAUAUCUGAACGAUGGAAUGUUACGAAGAACUGCCAUGAUGUUUUUAAUUGUCUCAGUGAUGCAAUGUUGUCUUACGCUGUAGAGUAUCACACCAAAAACUCUGGACCUGCGAGAGACGUGUUACCGGAUACUUCUAUCUCUGCUGGUGGUACGGGAAACACAACACUCAAUUAUUGGCCCAUCGAUGAGACAGGGCCAGUAUCGCUGGCGGUGGAUUCUGUUCUGUAUGAGUGUUUUGAUGAUCUGCAACGCUUCCAGCCAUAUGGCUGUGGAGAUGACCCUGUUGGACAGCUAUCGCAUGACUGGCUGGGAGAGAUUGGGGGGACUGAAUUAAAUAAAAUGCCUCCCAUAUGUUAA